Asterias rubens (European starfish) is the source of this 2750-nucleotide messenger RNA. Its product is annotated as ATP-sensitive inward rectifier potassium channel 12-like. Gene Ontology annotation, cellular component: plasma membrane. Gene Ontology annotation, biological process: regulation of monoatomic ion transmembrane transport; potassium ion import across plasma membrane. Gene Ontology annotation, molecular function: inward rectifier potassium channel activity. Lineage: Eukaryota; Metazoa; Echinodermata; Asteroidea; Forcipulatida; Asteriidae. The coding region runs from base 441 to 2012 and encodes 523 amino acids. The transcript has 3 exons. The record is from RefSeq and is a predicted model, not a curated record.
UGUGUACAUUGGGAUUGGGAUCUCCCAUGCGUUUUAUUGUGUGGUUUGGUGACACACACACUAACGAAAUAGUGCAUUGUGUUGUUGGCGCGAGUUAUUGUUCUAUGCAAUGGGAAUGAUCAUGAAACAGUGAUUUACGUGUGUUAGAGAUCUGGAUAUUGAACCGAUUUCCUGCCUAAAUAUAUUCUUCUUCAACCUAGAGGAGUAGAGGUCCCGUACCUUAGACGGAGGGUUCUCUCUACUGGAAAUCUCAAGGUGUACCAUUGAACUGUGAGGUUGGAAAGACAAACCACCCUGGAGGGAGCUGACCAGAGUGUUGAUUCAUUUCUCAGGUGUAAUCGUUCGGUUUGAUUUGUUCAUCGUUGAGUAAUAUUGGAUGUUAUAGAAAAUCAAAUACUGUCGGCCGGAGUGAGAAGGAUUAUGAGGUUGAUCCUCCAACCAUGCAGAAUGAGGAGAAUGUGAAUAUGCUGGAAGAGAAAAACGGGAGUAAGGAUGAGCGACGAGCAAGCAACAUCAGCGACUCAUCGGAGAGUGCGUACAGCAGCAAUGGCAUUGCGGCCAACCUGCCCAACCAUCAUGAGAGGAAAGUGUCGGUCCGGUCGUACCGGCUGCGGCGGAAGAUACGCAAACGCAAACAGAUGCAGCGGCUGGUCGGCAAGGAUGGCGUGUGUAACGUCGAGCAUACGCACGUCAAGAAUCUGGGGAUACGACUCAUGUCCGAUAUGUUCACAACGCUGGUGGACCUACGUUGGCGGUACAACCUUACCGUGUUCACUUUAGCGUAUGUGCUAAGUUGGUUUCUUUUUAGCGUGUUGUGGAUUCUUAUCGCAGUUACUCAUGGCGAUUUGUACUAUCAGACCACGAACAUGACAGACCCUGAUAGAGAACCUUGUGUGGAGAACGUCGCCACCUUCACCGGGGCUUUUCUUUUCUCGUUGGAAACGCAAACAACCAUUGGAUACGGUGGUCGGAGUGUCACCGAAGCAUGCCCUCACGCAAUUAUGGUUGUCGUCAUCCAAUCGGUCAUUAGUUGUUUAAUUGACGCCGUUAUGAUCGGAUGCAUUUUCGCUAAGAUUGCACGCCCGAAAAAGCGUGCAGCAACGCUGAAGUUCAGUCGCAAUGCUGUAAUAGCCCAGCGAGAUGGGCAACUUUGCUUCAUGUUUCGGGUGGGCGACAUCCGGAACUCACAUCUCUUUGAAGCCCACCUAAGGACGUACCUUAUUAGACCACGUGUGACUGCCGAAGGCGAGAUCAUUCCAUUGCACUCAUUCAACAUGGAUUUAGAUUAUGAUACGGGAGAAGAUCGUAUUUUUCUUGUGUGGCCGAUCAUCGUUACACACAAAAUUGAUGAAAACAGCCCUUUGUAUGAAUACAAUGCAAGGCAAUUAGAAAAUGCAGACUUUGAGAUCGUUGUCAUCCUGGAAGGGAUUGUUGAACAGACCGGACUCACAACUCAGGCGAGAACUUCGUACAGCCCAUCGGAGAUAAUGUGGGGUUACCGGUUCAGCAGCUCGGUAGUUGUCUUGCACAGCGAAAAUGAUAAACAGUACGACAUAGAUUACUCUAAGUUUGAUCAGAUCUACCAGGUACCGGAUACACCGCGUUUCAGUCCCAAGGAGUUGGACCUGUUGGACAGGAAAGCAGCCGCGGCAGCCGCCCCAAGCGAGCCUCUUGAAAACCUCCGAGACUUCAUCCUCAAGGUGAUGCGGGAAUCCAAGAUAGAGGAGCUCGAGAAGGAGCAACAGGACUUAGACAGCCGCAAUCGACUCUACAACCGCAGGGUUGAAGCCCUGAAUUCGCGAGAUAAAACUCGUUAUAAGAGUCGGAGCAGUGAGCAUCUCUCCGUCAAUCGGUACGUUGGGAAGAACACCUUCCCACUGGUGACCACCAAGAGUGAAUCCAUGGACAGGAUGCUUCAUGUGGAUGAUGAGGACAACCACUCUAGGCGUAGUGCUGGACGUAAUUGCAGCGAUGGAAAUGUCAGUCCAGUGUCCAGGGAAUCACAUGUAUGACACCUGGUAGAGAUCUCACAAUUUCAUCAAAACACCAAACAAGGUACGAAUGAAAACAUUGUUGAUAAUUAUUCGCUUGACGUGCAGUCUGUCAUUGGUGGGAAACCAAAUCUCCAGUUACUUAUUCAACAUUCUACACACGAUGCAUGAGAGUGCAUCACUUCAUUGCACGCAGAGGAAACCACUUAUGUUAACUGGUUGCCUGAUUUAUACUAAUUGUUUCCCUUAGAGGGACCAGUGAGGCUGCAUGAACUAUUUAUCAGACUGUGUAUUUGGUGAUAAAUUGCAGCACUGUAACAUUUGUGAAAUAUUUCACUGACCUACUUGUACAAGUAAGAAAAUUGCGGACAACAAAUUCUUUCUCAGGUCAAAAUAUUGUUUUUCCUUUACAAACGAGACAACAAGUAUGAACAUUGUACAUGUAGGGCAUACAUUGUAUGAAUGGGUAAGAAAUUCAAACUUUUUUCUUCUCAGAAUAUAAGAACUCUGAUAAGAUAACAUAAAAUGAAAUUCCAUCGACCUUCAUGUACCUGGAUUUUAGUUCAGACGAAUACCGUAAACACAAAAUUUAUUUUGUUCGUCUUAAUAGUAGAAAUGUGAUUGAUGUCUAGAGCAAACCUCUAAGCCUUUGCAUACCACACUAAACAUGAAUAUUGUUUGGCAAAGUGAUUGACCUUAUUGAAGCUUACCUGUCGUUCCGCUCUUCGGUUUCCUUAAGUUCUGUUUCUUUAUAAAAAU